Molecule: messenger RNA, 683 nt
Organism: Zerene cesonia (dogface butterfly)
Lineage: Eukaryota; Metazoa; Arthropoda; Insecta; Lepidoptera; Pieridae
Product: selenoprotein F
Exons: 1
Coding region: 143-652 (169 amino acids)
Cellular component (GO): endoplasmic reticulum lumen
Molecular function (GO): oxidoreductase activity
Source: RefSeq, a predicted model, not a curated record
UCAUCUGUCACUGUCAGAGUUGUUGGUCGUCCGUCGUGGUUCUUACUUUUUAGCUUGAUUCAUCAAUCAUUGUAAAUACUCGUAUGAUUUUAGUUAAUAAGUUUUGUUUUUAUAAUUCAAAAUAAUAUUUCGAACUAUAAAAAUGACUCAGAGUAUUUUGAAAUAUGUAAUAUUUACAGCUACUGUAUUAGGAUUCUUUCAAAGUGGAAUUGCUGAAUUUUCGGCAGAAGAUUGUGCAUCGCUUGGUUUUAUAAAAUCAAAUCUCUUAUGUUCAUCUUGUGAUCAAUUAAAAGACUUUAGCUUAGAGCAAUUAAUAGAACACUGCAAGCAAUGUUGUCACCAUGACGAAUCGGCGCCUAAAGAAAAGAAAUACGCGCGAGCUAUUCUGGAAGUGUGUACGUGUAAAUUCCCGACUUAUCCACAAAUUCAAGCGUUUGUAAAAAGUGACAGACCAGCAAAGUUCCCUAAUCUUCAAAUAAAAUAUGUACGAGGGCUUGAUCCAAUUAUUAAACUACUUGAUAAGGAUGGUAUUGUGAAGGACACAGUUGCUAUAGAAAAAUGGAACACUGACUCGGUCGAAGAAUUCUUAAAUACUCAUUUAGUUAAAGAAGAAGAUGAGGAUAAAGGUUACUUAAAAACAAAUCUAAUUUAAUUAAUGCAAUACACACUUGAUUUGAUGUGAA